UCCCCGUCUCUCCAGCGGUAGCAGAACUGCAGUUACACGGAAAAACAGAGAGCAGCGAUCAGUUUUUAACUUUAACACUUUAUUCUGCGGUUUAAAUUCAGCUCAACUACGAUAAAGUGGUCUGCUUCAAGAUAGGCAGUCAUGGCGCUCAGUGAUGCAGAUGUCCAAAAACAGAUUAAACAUAUGAUGGCCUUCAUAGAGCAAGAGGCCAACGAGAAGGCAGAGGAAAUUGAUGCAAAGGCAGAGGAAGAGUUCAACAUUGAGAAGGGACGCCUUGUUCAGACUCAGAGGCUCAAGAUAAUGGAGUACUACGAGAAGAAAGAGAAACAGAUUGACCAGCAAAAGAAAAUUCAGAUGUCCAAUCUGAUGAACCAGGCCAGACUGAAGGUGCUUAAGGCUCGAGAUGACAUGAUUAUGGAUCUUCUAAAUGAGGCGCGUAAGCAGCUGACGGACAUCGCUAAGGACCCAGCUAAAUACUCAACUCUGCUAGAAGGUUUAGUGUUGCAGGCUUUCUAUCAGCUGCUGGAACCCAAGGUGACGAUUCGCUGUCGAAAGGAUGAUUUGCCCAUGGUGCAGGCUGCUGUCCAGAAAAACAUCCCCAUCUACAAAGAAGCUGUGAAGAGUAAAAUUGAAGUUUACAUUGACCAGGACAACUUCCUCUCCCCUGAUAUCUCCGGAGGUGUGGAGGUCUAUAAUGCUAAUGGAAAGAUCAAGGUGUCCAACACUCUGGAGAGCAGACUGGACCUCCUGGCCCAGCAGAUGAUGCCCGAAAUCCGUGUGGCUCUGUUUGGAGCUAACCAGAACCGCAAGUUCAUGGACUGACAGGUGUUCCUGCCACCAGAUGAGCAAGGAGGGUGUUGGAGAGGGAUUGAAUGUGUUACACUUAAACUGAAUAUGACUCUCAUGGAGUUCUAUGCAAGAUGUGCAAGGGCUCAAACUCUCUGUGGAUUUCUCUCAUUCACUUCCCAAAGCUCAACGGUCCACUUCUCUAUUUUUCACUUGUUCUGCAGUUCAUACCUGAUGAAAGAACUGACUGGAAAAGUGCUCAGUGUGCUUGUAUUUAUUCAGUAAAACUCAGUUCAGGACCAGGGCUUACUUUACAGGAUGUGUACGUUACAUUAUGCCCAUGUUAAACUGUUUACUGUGUACACUUGAUUAUCUAGGCACUUAUCUUCCACGAGGGAAGCCCACCAUUUGCACUGUAGUCAGGCAUGUGACUGUACUUCUGCUUUCUGACGUCCGUUUCCCUAAUCGCUCACAAGGUCACCCUUAAUUUCUUCUUGCCUUCCAUGUUGUUAAUUGACUUUGUUACCAACUGCAGUGACAGCUUUCUCAAGGAAGUUGGGAUGAUUACUCUGUCUUAUGUAUGGUUGCUGGUAUGUGUGGUUUCCUGUGUCUUUGUGUCGUUGAAUUGAUUGAUUUUUGUUGCUGUAUGUUGAUGUGAUUUUUAAAACGGAGAAAUAAAUCAAAUAUAUUUUA
Messenger RNA from Colossoma macropomum (tambaqui), 1479 nucleotides. It is a transcript of the gene atp6v1e1a, whose product is annotated as ATPase H+ transporting V1 subunit E1a. Gene Ontology annotation, biological process: proton transmembrane transport. The transcript has 9 exons. The coding region runs from base 142 to 822 and encodes 226 amino acids. The record is from RefSeq and is a predicted model, not a curated record. Gene Ontology annotation, molecular function: proton-transporting ATPase activity, rotational mechanism. Gene Ontology annotation, cellular component: proton-transporting two-sector ATPase complex, catalytic domain. Lineage: Eukaryota; Metazoa; Chordata; Actinopteri; Characiformes; Serrasalmidae.